This is a messenger RNA of Mya arenaria, 1461 nucleotides long. RefSeq lists its product as uncharacterized. The coding region runs from base 7 to 1461 and encodes 484 amino acids. The transcript is spliced from 4 exons. The record is from RefSeq and is a predicted model, not a curated record. Lineage: Eukaryota; Metazoa; Mollusca; Bivalvia; Myida; Myidae.
GUGAAAAUGGAAAGUAAAGAUUCAAAACUAAUAAAGAAAACGGGCAGGAAAACCCCUAAGUACUGUUGUAUUUGUAAAGGAAUUUACAGAGGAAAGGUUAUUGAUGGGAGAAAAGUGUCAUUGCACCGUUUUCCUCAGAACAAACGUUUAAAACGUGUGUGGGUGCAGCGAUGUAAAACGGUCAUGAGAUCGUUCCAGUGGAAUGAACACAGACGAUUGUGUAGUGAGCAUUUUGUUGGCUUCAGAGGACCUUCAUUCCAGCAUACACUUCCAUCUAUGUUUCCAACUGAGACUGGUGCUACCAAAACCUUCCAGCCAACGCUCCUUGAUGAAGACGUAGGUGAUGAUGAUGAUGGUGAUACGGUCAAUGACGAUUUAGACCUAGAACUGUCAAAUGAUGAUAGUAUACAGCCACAACUGUCAUUUGUAUCCCCUUCCGGGCAUGCCAUUGAUACCUCUGUCCACCUGCAUGAUUACUGCAUGGGACCAGUACUACAGCCACAGAAUCAGUCCUUUAGAUGUUGUGACACACAGACUGAGAACAACUGUGCAGUGAUGGAAGUACAAACUGAAGAAAGUUUCCUGGGAAAAACAGCAGACUUCAGUUCACAAACAGAACAUUCUACUAGAGACUUUGGUGUACAAUGUCAGCUACCUAUGCUCACAUAUGAUGACGUAAAAUACAAUGACGAUUUGGUCAGUUUUUACACCGGAAUCCCUAAUCGAGUUGUGUUUGAAGCUUUGUUUGAUGAAAUCAAGGAUGAAGCUGAAGUGCGGACAUCAAGGCGGAAACUUAACUAUAAAGAUUCAGAUGGAGGACGGCCAAGAACUCUAAGUGUUCUGGAUGAAUUUUUCAUGGUGCUGAUGCGCCUACGUCUAGGUCUGUUAUUUGAAGAUCUAGGUACUAGGUUUUGCAUAUCCACUUCACAAUGUAGUGACAUUGUUGAAAGAUGGAUCAACUAUUUACAUGUACAAUUAUCCUUUCUUGUUCAAUGGCCAUCUCGUGAGGUAGUGAAAAAUAACAUGCCUGAACAAUUUAAAGAGAAAUAUUCUAACACUAGAAUUAUUAUCGACUGCACUGAAAUUUACAGUGAAACAUCCAGUUCUCUUUCUUUGAAAAGUUUAAUGUACAGUGAUUACAAGUCUCACAUGACUCAUAAGAUUUUGGUGGGUAUAAGCCCAAAUGGUGUUGUAACUUUUGUUUCUGACUGUUGGGUGGGCUGUACCAGUGACAAGAAACUCACAGAAAAAUGUGGACUCUUGGACUUGCUUGAAGAAGGAGACGCCAUAAUGGUUGAUAAGGGUUUCACUAUUACAGACCUUACUACUCCAAGAGGCAUUCAUCUCAUUAUUCCACCAUUUAAACAGAAAGGAAAACAAUUCUCUAAACGUGAGGUUCUCCUUACAAAAGAUAUUGCAAGUUUACGAAUACAUGUUGAAAGGUUUGACAAAAAUGGAUAA